Symbiodinium necroappetens is the source of this 4034-nucleotide messenger RNA. The record is from the annotation of a GenBank genome assembly. NCBI's taxonomy places the organism in Eukaryota, Dinophyceae, Suessiales, Symbiodiniaceae.
AUGAGCGAUGGCAGCCCAGACCUGGACUCGGGGCUGGUCACUCCAGACAUGGACCUCACUCCUCAUGAUCACCAGCAUGGUGGGGCUCCAGCCAAUCUCGGCGCAGUGGCCCCGAAAGGACCUCCACCGCCGCCAGGAGCUUUUGUGGACCGAGACACACCACCAGCCGACGCUACCAUGGAACGAGCCUCCCAAGCUCAAAGGACUGAUGACCGUAGAGCUGCUGACGGACGAGCGACGACCGAAGCAGCCCCAGGGAGGGGCAUGGUGGCACCAAAGGCACGGGCCGAAGGAGAUGGAGCAGACCACUCCUCUACAUCCUCCAGCCCGGUGGCCAGCUCGGACAGCGACAGCCCAGGAAAUGUAUCCUACAGCUGGUCGGAAACCAGUUUGUUCCUGGAGGGACACUCCUUCGAUGAAGCAGUGGAAAGGCUGCAUACACUCUACAGACAAGAGCUGCAAACGCGUCGAGUGCCGGGCCGAUCGCAAGCUGGAUGUUUGGCUGGAUUGCGACGAAAGACCAACCGGUCGAAUUGGUACCAAGUGCAAGCAGAGGCCAGGCAAAGGCUUACAGGGCAGCGACUGGAGGAAUGGAGCCAGUUUGAGUAUGCCGCUACCCAUGAAAAGCGACGCGACACAAGCAGCCGCUACGACAUUCAGGCCGCGACACCGCGUAUGAUCCAGGCCUUUCCCGGUCCCAAGUCCGGGACUAGAGGUGGACCUGUGGCUGUCAUGACAGCUGCGGGGAAGCAACGUGGUACAGCGCGCACCACGGCGUCAGCGAGCUCGGCAUCGAGCUCAUGCUUCAGCCGAGCAGGGAACAUGGUACCGCGGCAGGUCCAAGAAGCCCAGAGGCAAGCCGUCAGCGUGUCCGCCAAGGCACUUGCAUAUCCUGUCUUGGAACACCAGUGGUCUAGGAACUCGACAGACGGAUACGGCAAAUCCGCUGGACUGCUAUUUCUGCUCCGUCGGAGAGUCAUCUGGCAAACACUGGAAAACACUGUACAAGCAGUGCCAGCCAGACACAGCCUGGUAGUCUGCGGAGAUUUCAACUCCACCCUGGGUCAUGAGAACCCCAUUGCAGGGCCUGCAACCACCACCUGUGCAGAUCAUCAUGACACCGACCUUAGAGCAUUGAUGCGCCGACAGUCCCUCACGGCCUUGAACACCUGGCAUUGCAAGAACCACCAUACUUAUUAUGCAACAGGGAGCACCUCCCAGAUCGAUUUCGUGAUGACUCGGCAACGAACUGCCAAACAUCGAGCCAAGUAUGCCGCUCCCCUGCACUCCUUUCCAAUCGGAGCCACGCGACUCAAUGGACAUUUUCCUCUUCAUGCUCAGCUACCAAUGCACACAUUUCACCAACAGCCACCAUCCUCGCAUGCCCAACUCGUUCACAACUCCUCUGCCCUUCAGCAAGCCGUGCGAAGCCACUCUCCUGUGGCCCAGGAGCUGCAGCAAGCUGUGGCAGCCCGUCUGCCAGAGGUGGACACGACUCACCUCCUCAGUGCCCAUGACCAUGUGAAUCGCAUUCUGUUGGAGGAGACACGUCGCCUCUUCCCGCCCUCUGCAGCCCCAGACAACCGUGUCAGUGCUCAGCCAGGCUAUCGUGUUUUCGCCAAGCAUGUCUGGAGCCUGUAUAGCCGCCUGAAACAUCCAGGCGUCUGCACCUUCCGCAAUAUCUUUGCAAAGUGGUUGAACUUGCCGAAGAAGCCGCUGCACGCGGAGACCAGCGAAGUCUGCCAAGAUGGAGCUCUGCUAUCCAGAGAUGCCGAACUACAGGCCAUUGUGCAGCACAGCAACCAAACUUUUGCUGUGCACUCGGAUGACACCCCGCUCAUUCCCCUCAAUACUGAUUAUGGCAUCUCGGAUGAAGCAUUGGCAGCUGAACUCAGCAAGUUAGGCCUGGCCAAAGCUGUGCCCAAGCACAUUGCCCCGUGCGCAGCCUGGAAGCUGUGUGCUACCAACAUAGGCGCUAUCUUGGGCUCUGCCCUCCGAGGCCAUCUCAAGCAAGGCACAACUGCCCGCUUGGAUGCCGACUGGAAGGACUCCUAUGUCGUCUGGAUACCCAAGCCCAACAAGCCGCCGGUUAAUGUGGCCUCCUUACGACCCAUAGGCCUAACCAGUCCUGCGAGUAAAGCCCUUGCCGGUAGCCUGAGAGCCUCCCUCCUGAGCCAUCUUGAGCCCGAGCUCAAGGUCCUACCUCAAUUCGCCUACUCCAAGCACCGGGGCACAGCUGAUGCCAUAGCCAAGGCCCAUUGCCACUUUCAUCAGGUGGAUCUCCUCCUUCAGCAAACCAAGGCCGACCGCUUCCAGCAGCAAGCUGGCCACCGCAACCGUCAACGCGCAGGAGGCUUGUGCAUUUCUUUGGAUCUCUCUCGUGCAUUCGAUGGUGUGACCCGAUCACACAUUUAUCACGAGAUGCAGAGACAGCAGGUCCCCCAGGAUCUCAUCACCCUGGUGCAGCAAUUGCACAAAGACGCCCAGUACAAGUUUCAGGUUGGGGACAUUCGAGGUUCAACUGUCAGUACGAAUGGCAUCAAACAAGGAUGUGUUAUAGCUCCCUACUUGUGGAAUUACUUCACCAUUACCUUUCUUUCCCUUCUCAGGCAACAACGGAGCUUAGAGUGGAUUCAACGCGUUUUGUCGCUCUUCGCUGAUGAUGUAUGGGGAGCAUGGCUCAUAACCUGUAAAUCUGACCUCACAUCUGCCAUUGAAGACGUUGCCUUGAUACUGGCCACCCUGGAAAACCUGCACAUGACCGUCAACUACAGCAAGACGGCCAUCCUGCUUAAACUUACGGGCAAGGAUGCCAGCAAGCUCCGUCGGGACCACACCUUCAUGAAGGCGCUGGCAUUUCUUGAUCAACAAGCUGCCCGCAUGGAAGCUGUUCUGAUGAAGGAGGCGGGCAUGCCGGCUUGCCGACUUUGCGGCCGUCAAUUCUUCAGGAUGUUCAUAGACCGGGACCAUCUUCUGAACGAGGAGGCGGAAAUCUUCGCAGGUUACUGGGACAACCAGCCGGACGAGUACUACCUGUCCGAGACAGCACCACGCUCUCAAAAGAGACACCGCCCAGAGCAGACACCUCGCUGGAACCUCCCGCCACGCAGGACAUCGACUCAUCCGAGCUUUACGGCACACGGACCCCUUCGCGACCCUCGAGCACCGCCUCACUACCACCAACAGGACCAGCUCAACCUCCUCAGCAAGGUGGUCUUGAAACAGGAGGAGAUAAUCAGCCGGUUGCGCCACGACAAGAUCUUCGUAUUGUUCAUGCGCAACGAAACCAAUGGCACGCUCGGGACCCUCAUGAAGAUCGCGAAGGACUGGCGCAGCAAGAAGAACAUGGAGGAGGCUCAAUUGCAAUCUCCUCUCAAAACAGUCCUGCUCGCCAGCAUGCUUCGCGAGGUGAUGAAUCUUGCACAGCAAGCCGUGGCCACGGAGGAGGCCAAGGCCAAACAUGUUCAAUCCGAAUGGCUGACAAGCCAGGGUGCGUGGAACUAUCGCAUCUGGAACCACACCGACAAGAAACUCCAGGUCGAUCCCAGCCGCACGGCCCUGCAACACGAAGAAGCCAUCAGAUUGCUAACCUUCCUCCUCCAGAACCUGAAAGGCGAGGCCAUACAACGGUUCGCGGCGACAAAGCAGCUGGGAAUCCUGGAACAACAAGGAGCCCAGGUGGCCACUUUUCACAUCGAGGUCUCGCUUCGUGGACGAGUAGCCCUCGAACUCUACGAGACUCUGGAGAAGUUGGCCGGUUGCUCCCUGCUGAACCUCAUCGGAGUUUCCAUGAAGAAGGACACCCUUCCGUGCACCCCGAUGGCAAGGAAACUGGGAGAUAUGGUAUACCGCCGCCAAGGCGAUGAUGAUGCGGCCGUACCUUCAAUACUCACAGGCAUCCGACUGCAAGGCGGCAGCAACAGCCGCUGGGAAUCCAAAGGCUUUUCUGCAGAAGGCUUGGCUAUCCAGCCACAGGCGAUCAACCGUAUGGACUUCAGAAUCCGACAGAUCGAGCAGCAGAUGCAUCAGGCACA